Molecule: messenger RNA, 935 nt
Organism: Durio zibethinus
Lineage: Eukaryota; Viridiplantae; Streptophyta; Magnoliopsida; Malvales; Malvaceae
Source: RefSeq, a predicted model, not a curated record
UGUAAAACUCUUUCCAUCACUGAUUCUCUUUCCCAGGAAGCAUUUCCAAAUUUCAACUAACAAUUAAGAAAUUGAGAAUUUAUGUUAUUGAUUUUGUCAUAUAAAACACCUUAAUUUGUUUUAUCAGAAUGGGAAGGACUUCAUUAUACAGUGAAGAAAGUUUGAAGAGAGGAGCCUGGACAGCUGAAGAAGACCAGAAGCUCAUCGCUUACAUACAAAAAUAUGGUGAAGGAGGUUGGCGUUACCUGCCCCAGAAAGCUGGUCUUCGAAGAUGUGGGAAGAGCUGUAGACUGAGAUGGGUAAAUUAUCUGAGACCUGGCGUUAAGAGAGGAGACUUCACCUCGGAGGAAGCUCAAACCAUCAUUGAACUUCAUGCUGCACUAGGCAACAGGUGGGCAGAAAUAGCCAGGUACUUACCAAAGAGAACAGACAAUGAGAUAAAGAACUAUUGGAAUGCUCAUCUCAAGAAACGCUUAGCUAAUAUGGGUAUAGAUCCGAUGACUCACAAGCCUCUUGGCACCACUCCUGGAGCCUCAUCCAAGGGUAAUGGAUCUGAACGUGCAAGGUCUUGUUCGAGUUCUUCGUCUCGAGUUUUAAACAACAUGGCUUCCAGAUUCGCUUCAUUGCAUUGCAUCGAUGAACUUCACAAUUGGCAAAACCGCAACAACAUUCCACCAGGACCAAUCCAAGUUGAUCAUAGUGUUACUACAACAACUACCUGUGAUGGUGGACUUUCAGCCGGCGACAUAAAUAUGGACGAUAUGAUCUUUGAUACUCCAGGAUCUCCGUUAUUUUAUAACUCAAACUAUUUAGAAAAUGAACUAGAACCAUCGGACUUUUUUUAUAUUCCUUGAAUAUAUUGGAAAGAACAGAAAUUUUUGGUCCACAUGCAUGAGGGGUACUAUGAGGUAAUGAAGCUGUAUUAUUAUCUAAAU